UUCAUUGACGUGUCAUUGAGUUACAAAUGGCGGCUACCGAUGAGCCUGUUUCUUUAGUAGAGAAAAACAUCGAAAAAUUAAAUAUUUCGGAAAGUGAUUCGAACAAAAAUGAAGAUGACAUCAAAACUGGAGAGAUUUAUGAACCACAUUUAUGGGGUUUCGAAACACGAGAGCUCUACAAAAUUGCACUCAAUUUCUAUAAAGAGAAAGAAGGAAAAGCUGUUCACCUUUCAUACGAGGAUAAAUUAAAAUUGGUUGCAUUUACGCAACAAGUAAUGCAUGGAAAAUGUACCGCUGAAAAUGCACCACCAUUAGGAGUUUUAGAUGUUAUUGGUAGAGAUAGACGUUUGGCAUGGCAAAAUUUAGGAGAUAUAUCUAAGGAACAAGCAAUGGAAGGAUUUAUAGUUUUAUUAGAUAAAUUGUGUCCUUUAUUUAAAACAGUAGUAGAAGCACAAAAGAGAGAUAUCGAAGAGAAAAAGCGUUUAAAGCAAGAGGAAGAAAUCAAACGGAUAGAGGAAGAAAAAAGAUUGGCAGAAUUGGCAGAAGAAAAAAAGAAAGAAGAAGAGGAAAGAUUAAAAUUGGAAUCGCAGAAAAGACAAAUACAAGAUGCACUUAAUCAACAAACAUAUUAUCAAUUUAAAGUUUAUGCCGAACAACAAUAUCCUGGAAAUCCAGAACAGCAAGCUGUUUUGAUUAGACAAUUGCAAGAACAACAUUAUCAUCAAUAUAUGCAACAAUUACAUCAAAAUCAAUUAGUCAUAGAAGAUCAAAAAACAGAAGAAUCAAAUGAGUUAGACGGUACAAAUAAAGAUACUGAAAAGGAACCUAUAGCGGAAAAUGAAUCUGCACUUUUACAAGAUGAUGAUUCGGAUGAGUUACAAGAAGAUUGGCCACCUAUUGCCCCUGCUGAAAUGUGGACGAAAAAAGGUGUGGAGGAAUUUAAAGAAACAAUUAGAAAGGACGGUGGUGACGCUGUUAUAAAGGUUGGUCAUGGAGAAACUGUUACUGUAAGAGUGCCAACACAUGAAGAUGGUUCAUGUUUAUUUUGGGAAUUUGCUACCGAUGGCUAUGAUAUUGGAUUUGGAGUUUACUUUGAAUGGUCUAAGUCGGAUACGGAUCAAGUAUCUGUUCACAUUAGCGAAUCAGAAGAUGACGAAGAUGAAGAAGAAGAAUAUGAAACCCAAGAUGAUUUAGAAAGUGGAGGAAUAAAUGGAAAUAAUAGAGUUGAAUAUAAACAUACCACACCACCUAUAAGCGUAAUAGUACCUAUAUACAGGAGAGAUUCUCAGGAAGAAGUAUAUGCUGGAAGUCAUCAAUAUCCUGGACAGGUAAAUGGAGUAUAUCUUUUAAAAUUUGACAAUUCAUAUUCACUAUGGCGAAGUAAAACACUCUAUUAUCGAGUAUACUACACAAGACCAGGAUUUACGAAGGAUUAGUUGUAAUUGUUAAAUUAAGGAUUUAUUGAGUGUAUAUUUGUUGUGCACUGGCUCGUCAUAAUCGCCUGCUGAUAUUGCUAGUCCAACUAAAUAAAGUGUCCUAUAUCCUGUCUUUUCUCACAUAAGACAAGGUGUUCACUGUGCAAAAAACAUAUAUAUAUAUAUAUAUAUAUAUAUAUAUAUAUAUAUAUAU
Molecule: messenger RNA, 1629 nt
Organism: Polistes dominula (European paper wasp)
Lineage: Eukaryota; Metazoa; Arthropoda; Insecta; Hymenoptera; Vespidae
Product: Golgi resident protein GCP60
Cellular component (GO): Golgi membrane
Molecular function (GO): fatty-acyl-CoA binding
Source: RefSeq, a predicted model, not a curated record